Molecule: messenger RNA, 1055 nt
Organism: Malaya genurostris
Lineage: Eukaryota; Metazoa; Arthropoda; Insecta; Diptera; Culicidae
Exons: 3
Coding region: 174-554 (126 amino acids)
Biological process (GO): septate junction assembly
Source: RefSeq, a predicted model, not a curated record
UUGCAAUCCAUCCAUCGGGUUCAGUUUCGCGCCAACCGUAGAACCGUUCGGAGUACUUUACGUUCGGGUCCGUUUGUCACUUUGUGCGUUAGUCCGCGAAGCUACCUACCUGUGGAGUAGUUUUGGUGUUCUUUGGUGAUUCGGUUUUUAGUUCGAAACCUUCAAGCUUCAAGAUGGCCGUUAGCCGUUUGUCGAUCGUGAAAUUCCUCGAGUUGGCCCUCACCAUCAGCUGCGUAGUUCUGCACUACAAAAGUUUGGGCGAAACCGACGAGAUGACGAUUCUGCUGGUCGCCGGUACCUUCGUCGGCUACAGCAUCAUCCUGAUCGGAUUGUUUGCCGGUUACCUGCUAGGCAACCCGAUCAACAAGAAGAUUGACCUGUUCUUCAGUCUGCUCGGCUGUGCCAUGUUCAUCGCGUCCGGUGUGCUGAUCCUGCAGGCCUGGGAGAGUGGCUUCAAAACCGACCGCCGACGAAUGGCCAUCUCCAAGGGUUCCCUGGCCAUCAUCAACGGGGUCCUGUUCUUCUUCGAUGCCGUGUUCACCUUCCGAGAUUAGAUUGGCGCUCGGGGCAGCGCCGACAACAUGCCAAAUACAUACAUACAUACAUACAUACAAUCGCUGGAAAAUCAGCGACAGGAGAUAAAGAGAACUGUAAUCUCAUAACUUACUUCUAUAAAUUACACACAAAAAACAAAAACGAUAAGACGCUAGUUUGUUAAGAUUGAUAUUUAUGUACAACCUCUCUGAAAUCGAAACUAUGUAAGUGGACUAAGUGUGAAAUCUAUGUCAUAGCUUUUAGACAGCCCACAGUGCCCGGUGUCGGCCGCCAGACGGCGUCGUCACGCCACAGUACAACAGAUGGCAGCACCAGUGCCUGCUGGCAAGCUUUCGUUUAGCAUUUUUUUUUUCGUAGCGUAGCAACGCUUCAAACCAGCGGACAAUUUUUUUUCCGGUACGUCCUUCUUUACCCAUUGUACAACAAUAUCAUCGAAUUUUUGAUACAUGUUUAUAUUUUUUUUGAGAAAUUUAAAUAAAAAAUGUAUUUAACGUAACGAA